AUGCACAUGAAGAAGGAAAUGGAGGAGUGGCAAGACACAAUAUACUCCGAGCACCUGGACGACCUGUCAGUGUGCUCGCAGCGGGAGGAAAUUCUGAAGGGCCUGGAGGAGGAGUUUCGCAAGGGCCUGCAGGAAGUCCGGAAGGCAAAGGAGAAAAAAAGCCCUGCGAGCAAGCAGGAGAGGAUAUACAGCGAGAUACACAUCCCCAGAAAGGGGCAGAGCAGGUGGGAAAGCAUUCGGGGGGAGCACGUUAAAAACGUCCCAAUAACUGCGCCUGGGAUGCCCUGUGCCUCCCCCGAGAAUAGAAAAGAUGCGUACAAAAUCAACUUGAAAGAGCCCAUUUUGUUUUUUAAUGUGUGCAGCCGGCACUUGGUCUCAGUCACGGAAAAGGGCGUUAUAAAGAUAUUUUCCAUCCUGAGCAGCUGCCAGCUCGAAAAAGUGUGGGAGAUAUCGCACCAUUUGUUUGGGUUUCUGAUUCGCACGAAGGCCAUUCCCCACUCUGUGGCCGACACGCUCAGCACGGUUCUCCUGGAGCUGUACUGCAAGAGGGUGAAGGACCUGGAAAAAGUCUUCCAGGAGCUGCUCACUUUCUGCAAGAUAACCACGGUCAAGAAAGCAUUCUUCUUCAACGGGUACCUGUGCCUGGUUUCCUCGUUUGGGGAAAUGCAGAUAUUUGACGAGACUCUCCGGGAGAUUCCCAUUGGAAAGAAUCUGAAGCCGAUUAUACGGUCCAUCCUGAAGGAGCCUGUGGAGAAGAAGGAGCAUGUGAACAAAAUGGUGCGGCACGAGGAAACGGUAAGCCUAAAGUCCAUCACAGUCAAGGUGCUUAGAAACAAGAUAAAGCUCAUAUACUCCAAGAAGAGCGUGUACGAGGAAAUAGCAUUCGCAAAGAACGAGCAGGUUGUAUAUACGGACAAUAUGCUAUUCCUUAAAGAGAGGGAGUCCAUCCACGUGAUUCUCCUGGAGUAG
Molecule: messenger RNA, 969 nt
Organism: Nematocida major
Lineage: Eukaryota; Fungi; Microsporidia
Exons: 1
Coding region: 1-969 (322 amino acids)
Source: RefSeq, a predicted model, not a curated record